GCACACUACCAGACAGGAAGAGAGGCAGUGAGGGAGGAGGCCAGAGUCUGCACAGCUCACCACUUGAAAAUAAAGGAUUGAGAGAGGAGGGUGGCUGCACUGAGAGGAAGGACACCUGCCGCUCCCUGAUGAUUCAGCUUUUCAGCUGUUUGGAGCUCCCAAGACUAGACAGCAUGUCCCUCCUGCCACUGCAGUGCUUGGCUGGCCUGUCCUCUGCACUACAUUUGCCUCAGCUAGAGCUGGCCCAUCACGUCGAUACUACCUUUUCUUCCCAAGUAUUCAGGAAAUUUGACAGUUGUUUUCCUUGUGAAAAAAAAGCAUGAAUAAGGAAUUCCUAUUUCUAAUGCAUAGACUGUCUACGUAUCCCCUGGAUUGUUAGCAAGGUUCCACUCUUUGAAGGGCAUCACCUUUCUCUGAAACCCAGCUCUCCCUCUGUGUCUACACAAUGGAAAAGAUACUAAAAGACAUUGGUGGAAAAAUGUCAUUGUGUGAUGAUCUGAGUUAAUAGCUAAGGUGGUAAGAAACACUUCUUCAAGCAGUGUGAAAGGAUGACUGAGGGAAUGGAGGAAGUCUCUGCAGGGCCAGCUCCCCCUUUUGGAUCAGUCUCCCCCACUGGCUCUACUGUUGAUACUAGGCAAGUCCCAGAAGAGAAACCAGAGGAGACAGAGGCAGCUGGUGAGAGUGGGGAGGAGGCUAUAGAGGGAACUGCAGAAGGAGGUGGUGCUGGUGACGAUGGGGAGCAUGUGGGGGCUUUUGGAAUUGUGACCUUGCCAGAGGCCUGCUGCGUGUGCAUAGAGAUGGAACAGAUUAACAAUUGCCUGCACUCUGAGAAAAUCUGCAUCCUCCCCAUACUGGCCUGUCUGCUUAGCUUAGCCCUCUGCACAGCUGGACUCAAAUGGGUCUUUGUGGAUAAGAUAUUUGAGUAUGAACCACCAUCACAUUUAGAUCCUAAGCCUAUUGGACAAGACCCAAUUAUUAUACCAGUUGAACCCACAUUGGGAAUAACAGUCUCGUUUCCUCAUGCAACUCCUUCAAAUAACUCCCUAACCACCACCUUCACCCUUACCCCAGAGCAUCCUGAAGUUUCAGUAGAAGAUAAAUCUACACAACAGCCGCAUGUGUCUCAGUCUUCACGAGUGAUUGAGCCUGCUGUCACACUGAAAUAUAACGCUGAACACUAUACCACCCCAAAGCAGACUCCCCAACGAAAGUCAACACAGAAAUCACACAGCCAUCAUCAAACUAUCUCUACCAUCAGCACUUCCACUACAGCAAAGACCUCAAGUCACGUAACCCGCUGCAGUGACAGUCAGAGGAACUACUGUGUUAAUGGAGGCGAGUGCUUUACCCUUGAAAUCAUCCCGGGCAGUACAAAGUUUCUCUGCAGGUGCUUGGCUGGAUUCACUGGGCACCGAUGUGAACAAGCAGUUCUUAAGAAUGUCUCAGACCCAAAACAAGCUGAGGAGCUGUAUCAGAAACGUAUUUUAACAAUAACUGGAAUCUGCAUUGCGCUCCUAGUCGUUGGAAUCAUGUGUGUGGUUGCCUACUGCAAAACCAAGAAGCAGAGAAAGAAACUACGGGACCGUUUAAGGCAACGUCUAAGGAAUAAGAGGAAGAAUACCAGUACUGGUAUUGACUCCAAUGUGGCAAACUCUACCACUGGACGCCCAAAUUCUAACUUGCCUCUUCAAGAUUUGCAGCUUAUUGGUCAACAUAAUGGAAAGACAAUGAAGCAUACAGCUGAAAAGGAGACAGAGACAAACCUUUCCACAAGCAAAUAUACCUUAUCUGUGCAUAAUCCUACCACACUCACCAACAUCUCCAGUCAAAGGUUUGUACCAGUGAUGGCAACUUCAGAGUCGCAGAACUCUCUUGCAACCCCUGGCUCUCCUCCAUCCGAGAUUUCAGCCCCCAUAUCCAGCCUAGCUAUCUCUGUUCCCUCUGUGACUUUAAGUCCCUCUGGUGAGGAAGAGCGCCCUUUGCUGCAUCAGCUGCACAAGUCCUCAAGCCGGGAUGUACAAAAGAGAACCUCUUCACACUACAAUCAUGGCCAUGUGGCAGAUAGCUUGCCAUCUAGUCCACUGUUCGCUAUGGAGAAUACUGACUACCAAACCAUACAGGACACCAGAGCUGCCAGCUAUAUGUUUUCAAUAGCACCUGUGAAAUUAAUUAACACAAACAACAAUGUAAGUGACUGCAGCAACAAUAGUGUCACUGACCAUGUGGUUGAUUAUUUGAGGUUAAAUGGUGACAGCAUACUAGUAAGUGAUACAGAGGAGCCUCAGGGGGAACACAUACCCUUCCUAAGUGCAGACAGGAAUACAGUCCUUUUACUCAGGGCUGUAGAUAGCGGCAGGACUAACCCAGCAUCACCAAAUGAUGACCUACCAGUAAAGUCAUCUAGCCUCAUCAACCAACAAGAUUUAAUUGCUGCGUAAAGUAAAAAAAAAAAAAAGAAAGAAAAGAAAUUGCUAAGAUUACUUCACAUGGAGGAAGAAUAUAAACAACCUUUAAACCUUUAUUUUCGAUAAAUUCUCAUAAUUUAUUUGCUGUGUAAAGACUUUUAAAGACAAAUGAAGAAUGAAACUUUUAUUUUAGAGAUGUAGUAAAUAAAGUUUUAUAAAAAAAACAGUACAAAUGUCUUGUAGGUAAAGUGCCAUACGCUAGUAUGCAGCAGUUCAUAGUAUAGUUAAAAGAAUAUUUCAGUGCAGACAAAUAUCAAUGGUGCCUUUCUGUUUAGUAUGCUUAAGGGGCCGUAAUAUUGCAUACUGGGCCAUGUAUCACCCUCUUAUUCUUCAAGUUAAUAAUCAGAUGCUCUGUGUUGUCUGCCUUUAACAUCUUGCACUUUAGGGCACCCACUGACAUAUUUGAAAUCAAAUGUUAUGGGUUCAAAGUGCAUGCUAUGUUCUUAAAUGCUGUCAUGAAAAAAUGAGCAGACAAUUGACUUGAAUUGAUGGUUUUCUUACCUGAUGUCCUACUUUUAUCACAGUCUUAUGGUAUAUAUUAUUAGUAAGCUUAUAACCUGGAUUCCAUCAAAAUGUCAGAGAUCUUAACUCAUUCACUGCCAGCCAUUGGCAGUGAAUGAGUUAAACCCAUUGAC
Messenger RNA from Pundamilia nyererei, 3100 nucleotides. It is a transcript of the gene nrg1, whose product is annotated as neuregulin 1. Lineage: Eukaryota; Metazoa; Chordata; Actinopteri; Cichliformes; Cichlidae. The transcript is spliced from 9 exons. The record is from RefSeq and is a predicted model, not a curated record. Bases 549 to 2438 code for a protein of 629 amino acids. Gene Ontology annotation, molecular function: protein tyrosine kinase activator activity; chemorepellent activity. Gene Ontology annotation, biological process: activation of transmembrane receptor protein tyrosine kinase activity; animal organ development; nervous system development.